GUUAUUCCUCCUUGGGAUCGUUCUGGUGUUGCGGAGACUAAUGGCUAUCAUGGCUACUCCGGUUAUUGGUCAGCGUCGGUCCUACGCGGGCGAUCUGUGUACUGUUCGCUAUGUGGGCACUGUAGAGGGCACUACUGGCGACUGGUUGGGCGUCGAAUGGGAUGAUCCGACACGCGGAAAGCAUUCAGGCGAACACAAGGGAGUGAGGUAUUUUACUUGCCAGCGCAAUCACCCCACAGCAGGGUCGUUCGUGCGCCCGUCGCGCCCAGCGGACAAACCGCGCGGACUGGUUGAGGCACUGCGCGAAAAGUACGCCUCGGAGUAUCUCGAGCAGGAGCUGGCUCGGCAGCGCCAGCAGACUGACGAUGUUGUCCUGCACCAGCCCAUCGAGAUCAGCGGCAAGGUCGUUGAGGAGGUCGGGUUCGACAAGAUCCGCAAACAGCUCGCCGAGCUCCAGGAGCUGAAGAUUGUCCUGCUGGAUGGCCUGCGGGUGGCCGGUGUGUUGGGCCACGAGGUUUCCCCGGAGGAAGUCGAGUCUGCAUGUCAGGAAAUCGAGCAGACUUGUCCCAAGAUCACGGAGCUGGACCUGAGCCGGAAUCUGGUGUCGCGCUGGAGCGAAGUGGCGAGGAUCUGCGAGCGACUCAAGCUGCUCAAGUCGUUGAAACUGGGCGGCAACCGAUUCGGGCCGGUUGAGAAAGGCCUCACAUUCUCGAAAAAAAUCACCGAACUAUAUCUCGACGAAACCCUGCUCGCCUGGGACGAGAUCUCCGCCAUCACGCGCCAAUUCCCAGCUCUCACUCUCCUCUCCGCCUCCGCCAACCAACUCUCGACCAUCUCCACCCCUCUCGCGCAAAGCAUCACCCGACUAACCCUCGAAAAUAACACCUUUACCUCCCUCUCCGACCUCCGCCCCCUCACCACCCUCCCCCGCCUCGAACACCUCUCCCUCCGCUCCAACUCCAUCAGCACCAUCGCCGCCACCCCGGAAGACACAAACUCCCUCAGAUUCGCCCCAACCCUGACCUCCCUCGACCUCUCCCGCAAUCAAAUCUCCACCUGGCUCUUCCUCAACCACCUCCCCACCGUCAUUCCAGCCCUCCAAACCCUCCGCAUCUCCGGCAACCCACUCUUCGACGGGCCCAUCGGCCCCACCGCCAUCACCGGCCUCCCCGAGAGACCGAUGACCGUCGACGAAGCCUACAUGCUCACGCUCGCCCGGCUGGCCGGCCUCCGCACCCUCAACUACGGCAUCAUCACGCCCAAGGACCGCCUCAACGGCGAACUGUACUACCUCUCUCUCAUCGCCAAGGAACUCUCCGCCAGCCCGCAGGCCGCCGAGCCGGAGAUCCUGGCCAAGCACCCCCGGUACGCGGAGCUGUGCGAGCUGCACGGCCAGCCGGUGGUCACGCGAGCGAGCGCGGAGGAUGCGGCGGGCAAGGUGGUGAAUCCGCGGUCGGUGGCUGCGCGGUUGGUGCGGUUUGUGUUUUGUCUACGGGAUGCUGGGUCUGCACACGGCAGUAAAGCCGAGGGGCUGCAGGAGGAGGGGGUGGUCAAGGCGAGGGAGAUUCCGAGGUCGUUUGAUACGUACCAGGUCCAGGCGAUUGCGGGUCGGUUGUUUGGGCUCCCGGCGUAUAGACUGAGGUUGGUGUGGGAGACGGAUGAGUUGGAUCCUGUCAGUAGGGAGAAGAUGGAGGAUGAGGAUUGGGAUACUGAGGGCGAGGGCGAGGGCGAGGCGGUGGAGGCACGUCCAGGGGAUGCAGGUGCUGAUAGGGAUCGGUUUGUGAAGAGAGAGGUGGAGUUGGUGGAGUCUACGAAGGAUAUCGGGUUCUGGGUUCAACCCGAUGUGUCGGAGGUGAGGGUUAGGGUUGAGGUGCUGGAUAAGAAUUAAGGGGGCAUGGGGUGCUAGAGCUGUUUUGCAUGUAGACUCUAGACACUGAUUAAGUUAAGGUAUUUGAUAGCUAUAGACUUAAGC
Molecule: messenger RNA, 1972 nt
Organism: Aspergillus saccharolyticus JOP 1030-1
Lineage: Eukaryota; Fungi; Ascomycota; Eurotiomycetes; Eurotiales; Aspergillaceae
Product: putative tubulin-specific chaperone
Exons: 3
Coding region: 41-1888 (615 amino acids)
Molecular function (GO): protein binding
Source: RefSeq, a predicted model, not a curated record